Trichogramma pretiosum is the source of this 5382-nucleotide messenger RNA. Its product is annotated as ATP-binding cassette sub-family A member 17-like. The transcript is spliced from 17 exons. Lineage: Eukaryota; Metazoa; Arthropoda; Insecta; Hymenoptera; Trichogrammatidae. Gene Ontology annotation, molecular function: lipid carrier activity; ATP hydrolysis activity; ATP binding. Gene Ontology annotation, biological process: lipid transport; transmembrane transport. Bases 350 to 5188 code for a protein of 1612 amino acids. The record is from RefSeq and is a predicted model, not a curated record. Gene Ontology annotation, cellular component: membrane; intracellular membrane-bounded organelle.
CCGAAGAGCGUAUAGGAGCGGCAGAAAUCAUAUACUUUAUAAAAGACUUGGAAAUACCGCACGAGUUGGGAACGUUUCAUUACAUUAUCUUCCGCUUAUCUGCAUCGAUGAUGGCUUCACCACGCGCCGCUUGUCUCUCUCUCGCUUAUCUUCGAGUGCGAAUAUUGUGCCUAUGACAUGUCAGUUCUUGUUCGGACUCGCACGGAGUCGGAGCAACAAUUUCUUCACAGUGUGUAAUUAUCUCGCAAAGUUUCAUCGUUACAUCCUAGUUUCGAGCGCGAAACAAAGAAAAUUCGUUUUACCGUAAGCGUGCGCCGAAAAAACAUCCCGGCAGCAACACGGCAUCAUCAUGUCUCUCGUGGACAGCGUUCGCAUGGUGAUCUACAAGAACUACGCCUGGCGCAAGAAGCAAUGGGGCCGCACCCUGCUGCUCCAGUGCCUCGCGCCGUUGGCCGCCCUCCUCGUGCUCUGGCUACUGUGGGGCGGCUACGGCUGUCAGCCGCUCCAGGACGACGUCGUGGACUAUCCCGAGAUCCGGCCGAACAGCCGCAACGAGAGCUACUACGGCAAUGGCGAGAUCUACUACGCGCCGGCGAGCAAUUUCACCGACGACCUGAUGAAGCGGCUGCAGGACGAUUGUCUGGCUCCGCGUAAUGCGCGUUAUCGCAGCCGAGGUUCCUACCACUAUUUAUACGAUCGCUACGGCGACUUCGAGGAUAGGAUCGAGGUGCGCGGCUUCGAGACCGAGGCCGAUCUCUUGCACGCCUAUCGCAACGUGACCAUGAGAGACAGCGACUACACGGACAUCAACAUCGUCUCGGUGCUGUUCGACAAUUACGAUCGCUCGCGACAGCGACUGGAUUAUCGGCUGCGUGCCUCGAACCUCCACCAGGAGAAUCUCUACGUCGAGGUCUUCAUGAUCGAUUACUACUGGAAGCGUGGCAGCAAGCUGGCGGCGAUACAGGGCUGUCUGGAUCAGCAGUUCAUCCAGAUGAACGCGCUCGAGCCGGAGAAAGCGAGAUUCAACGUCACAUUGCAAUCCAUGCCAAGACUGCGCAGGGACGAGGGUAAUCCGAACGAUUGCAUCAACGCGAGAAGAUGCUUCAGAUUGGUCAACGGUCUGUCGGUGCUCAUAUUUUUGCUGCCACUGCUCGUCGAGGUCUUCGCUUGGUCCAGAGAUCAGAGAUACGGCUCCAACCUCCUCCUGUCUUACAAUCGUCUGUGCGCCAGCCUGGACCAGCUGGUCGGCUACACCAACUCGCUGCUGCUGCUCGGCCUGCUGCUCGUCGUGCCCGCGACGCUGCUCUUCACCGUGUCGAGCUCGACCGCGGUGCCCCUCAUCGUCCGCAGCAGUCCUCUGCUCUUCGGCCUGAUGAUGGCUCUGUACUUGGCGCAUCUCUUGUCGUUCGGCCUCGUCGUUUCGUCCGUCUUCCCCCAUCCUUGGCUCGCGAUGUUCAUCACCGUCGUCGUGAGCGUCGGCUCGAUGGCGCUGCCCACCGUGUACUCGCCCUACGACACGGACUCGCCGAUCCUUCAUACGCUACCCUACCUCAGCGCCAUCUUUCCCAACGUCUUCUGGUAUCUGGCCCUGAACGAGUUCGACUACAAGGAGUUCUACGCCGAGGGCGCCAACUGGGACGACCUGUUCAACGUCGGCCAGCUGGCCUACGGCUUCUCCGGCAGCCUCGGCAUGCUCAUGGUCUUCGCCGCGAGUGGCGCGACGCUCUACCUUUUCCUGGCUCUGCUCAUCAAUUGCGUCAAGUGUCGUCUUGCCAAGAGCUGCUACGUUUCGUCGGCUGUCAAGAACCGUUGGUUAGAAGAUCACGAGAACACGAUGAGCGAUCCCAGCGGAAAGGGAAGAAUCGAGCGACCAUCGGUGCAGCAGUCCACACCGGCGGUGCAGAUCAGAAAUUUGAACGUGUCAUCUAUGAAGCAGCAAAGUGGACUGGGUAUUUCCAUUGACUUUUAUAAGGGCGAAAUAGUUUCCCUCGUCGACUUUGACGGUGUCUACAAAACCAGGCUUUUGUCUACCUUGUGCGGAUUGUGCGAUAGCCCGAAGGGCGCGAUCAAGGUGAACUCGCUGAGCAUGGAGUGCCACGCCGACAAGAUCGUCAACGAUAUCGGCUUCUUCAUCAACGAGGACCUGAUAUUCCCCAAUCUGUCGGUCUACGAGAAUCUCAAGUUCUUCGCCAAGUUGAAGAGAAACAUGCGCGCCAAGAGCAACGUCGAUCAGGACAUCGCCACGACUCUGGAAAAAUUCCGGCUGUUCCACAAGCGCUUCGAGCUCGCCUGCAAUCUGAACAGCGAUUUGAAGCGACAGUUGUGCGUGGCCAUGGCCAUGGUCGCGAAUACGGAUAUCGUCGUUUUGGACGAACCGACGAAAGAUCUGGACGCGGACGCCAAGCGCAUCAUUUGGGAUAACAUAAAAGAACUGCGAGGCCUCAAGAGCGUCAUAAUCGGCACCAAGAGCAUCAAGGAGGCCGAGCUCGUCGGCGACCGUAUCGCCGUGAUGCUGGAAAAUCGCAUCGACGCGUACGGCACCCCGAGCUUCCUCAGAGACGCUUUCAGAAGUGAGAGCUCGCCGGAACUCGGCGUCGUCUUCCGUCACGGCGGCUCCGUCGACGAAGCGAAGAUAGCCGAUCUGCUGCAGGAUCCGCGCACCGCAGUGAGGCGCGAGAGCGAGCACGAGUUCGAGCUCGCGGUGCCCGACACCCAAGACACGAAGAAGGCCCUGGAGAGUCUGGACCAGCUGAAGGCCGAGAUCGGCGUGACGUCGUUCACGAUCUUGUAUCCGACCCUGGAGGAUAUCAUCUUCAGCAUCGACGCGGAAAAACUCGAGCCGGUGGACGUGAAAUCGCCGUUGGACAGAGAGAACGUGACCACGGUGGGCAACGAGGGCUACCGCGAGGUCUACGCAGCCAUGAAGAGAAAGAAGGCGGCCUACGUCAGGAGAAAUCCGCGAGCUUUGUUGAUCGUUUUCGGAUUGAUCAUGGCCGCAGUCGCCUACCUCUCCUUCGUCUUUCUGCAAGGCAAAGUCGUGGAGCUCGCGCCGCGCGUCGUCCGGCUCAGGCCCGAUCUGUAUCGCGACAGCGAGACGUUCUACAGCAGCGGUCACGACGCGGUAGCGCCCCUCGGCCGGGCCUAUGAGUCAGCCAGCCGACAGUGGGGUGCCGAGAGAACGACCGAGGUCGUUAACUCGAGCCUCGUCGCAGCUCUGGUCAACGAAGCCCGCACUAACAAGACCACCUACCUGACUCGCGUCGUCGCCGCGGCCGAGUUCAACGCCACCACGGCACCCACCGUUAACAACAAUGGCACCAACGCGACGACCUACUCACCCUCCUUCCUCGCCAACGCCCUCUACUCGCGCGACCAGCUCUACAGUCUGCCGAUCUCCCUCAAUCUGAUCGGCAACGCUCUGGCCAAGGCCCUCGUGGGCCGCGAGGCCUCCAUCUCCGCCAGCGUCCAGUCCUACCCCCGGGUCUCCCGAUCCUACUACUGGUUCCGCGACGGCUACCUCUACGGCACGAGCUGCUCCCUGGCCAUCGCGCUGCUCUUCCUGCUCGUCUCGGCCAGCUACUUCCUGCGUCAGCCGGCGGACGAGCGUCGACGCGGUUUCUGGUAUCUGCAGCGCAUGGCCAACGUCUCGUCCUGGGCACACUGGCGCUCCGUGUUCGUCCACGAUCUCGCCAUGUGGAUGAGUUUCGCCCUGUUUUUGCUGGUCUCACUGAUGACCGUCGACAAGUUCAUCGGCGCUGGGAUUUUCAAGUCCGUCGACAUCUUACUUCUCGAGCUGUUCCUCUUCCUCCUGUACGGCUUCAACGUCCUCCCGUUGGUCUACAUAUUCAGCUUCAUACCCUUCAAGCUGCGAACAUUGACGGUAUUCAUGAUUUUCAUGAUGCUGCUCUUGUCCAUGAUCACCAUCUUCGUGCCGUUCGGUAUGGGCCCGUGGGAACAGCACAGAUUCCACUUUUUCGGAUUCCUCUUCCCCUUCUACACGUUCUACUUCAGCCAGAAGUCGGUGUUCGCGGCCAUCGCUCAGGAGAACAGAUGCGAGGCAGUGAAGCGCUCGGGCGUCGAGACGUGCGACCGCAACAAUUACGAUCGCACCUGUUGCUACAACAGAUCGGCCUUCGUGCGCUACUGGGACAGCUCGGGCUGGUCCGAGGACAGCGCCUUGAGCACCGCCUACCUCGUCUUCGUGCCCGUCAUCUACUUCGCCGUGCUGCUGCUGAUCGACUCGCGCGCCCUCGCCAAGACCCUGCACCUGUUCAAGGUCGUGCAGUCGGGCCUGAUGUCGCCCAUGCUCGCCAACAACGACAAGAUGCAGAAGGAGAAGGCCGAGAUAGCCAACAAGAUCGCGCAGAUGAACGAUUACACGUACAAAUUCGUCAGCAGCGAUAGUCGCGCGGGUGCCAGUCGCGGAGCUCUGACGAGCCGAGCGUCAGUACCCGUGUCCCAGCAACAGCCGAGCGAGAUGCUGCUCGUGCACGAGCUGCGCAAGGCCAGCCUGCAGAAGUUCGUCCUGUACGACGCGAGCUUCCGCGUGGCCCGAGGCGAGUGCUUCGGCCUGUACGGGCUCAAGGGUGCCGGCAAGACGAGCGUGCUCGAGCUCGUCACCGGCGUCAGUUUCACCAACUACGGCUAUCUCUAUCUGGACGGCGUCGACCUCCUGAACAGCGCCAACAGCCCCAGGGGUCGCGCCAAGGCUCGACAGGCCCUGAGCCGCGUCGGCUACUGCCCGGCCUCCUCGUUCCUGCUCGACUCGCUGAGCGCCCGCGAGCAUCUCGAGCUGUUCGCCCGUCUCAGAGCCGUGCCCGCCGACCUCGUCGACUCGGAAGUGCAGUUCUGGCUGAAGACCGCGGGCCUGACCGACCUCGCUUCCGAGCCGAGCUGCGCGCUCGGCUGCGGCAAGAAGAGACGCCUGAUGCUCGCGGCCACCCUCGUCGGCAAUCCCAAACUGAUCGUGCUCGACGAGCCGAGCGCCGGUGUCGACCCCGAGACGAGAAAGUUCGUCUGGCGGCUGAUUCGAUCGUUGAGAGCCGCCGGCAAGACCGUGCUGAUGACGACGAGCAGCAGCGAGGAGGCAGCGGCACUGUGCGACAGGAUCGGUGUGCUGCUCAACGGGACUCUGGUCGACUUCGAGACGCCCGAGACUCUGAUGAGCAACAAGCACGUUCGAUUGUAAAGUCGAAUAAGCAGCACUAUUAUAUAUCUAUAUCUACUAGUCAUACAAUAUUCAUUUUGUGAUUAAUUUUCUACUGAUUUACUCCAUAUUUUUCCCCCUCUAAUCAUUUGUAUACGAUCAAUAAUUGAUGUAACGCAAGUUCGCGGUAUCGCGAACUUGAACUGAAAAAUAAAUAAAUAUAUUUUACCGACUAA